Cokeromyces recurvatus is the source of this 1287-nucleotide messenger RNA. Its product is annotated as CDC50/LEM3 family. Gene Ontology annotation, cellular component: plasma membrane; endoplasmic reticulum; Golgi apparatus. NCBI's taxonomy places the organism in Eukaryota, Fungi, Mucoromycota, Mucoromycetes, Mucorales, Mucoraceae. The transcript is spliced from 8 exons. The record is from RefSeq and is a predicted model, not a curated record. Bases 42 to 1127 code for a protein of 361 amino acids.
UUUAUUUUUUUCAUUUUUUUCCAAGAAAAGACUAUUAUAGAAUGUCUGAUGAAAAGAGUAGAAGACCUGCUAACACUGCUUUUAAACAACAGAGACUUAAAGCUUGGCAACCUUUAUUAACUCCAAAAACAGUCUUACCUACAUUAUUUGUUGCUGGUAUCAUCUUUGCUCCAUUAGGCGGUCUCUUUUUGUAUGAAAGUGAUACUGUUAAUGAAAUCAUUAUUGAUUAUACCCACUGUAAAGAUGCCAAUUCAACAGCACAGUCUUUAGAUUCAAGUUUAUAUUCAUAUAAAUUUACUGAUGAAGGAACAGGACAGAUGUAUGCUCCAACCUAUCGAUUUAUUCCUAGCUCAGUUGAAGGAGAAUCUGGAACUUGUGCCAUUCGAUUCACUGUUCCUAUUCAAUUAAAGACACCCAUUUUUCUUUAUUAUCGUUUAACAAAUUUUUAUCAAAAUCACCGUAAAUAUGUAAAGAGUCUUAGUUAUAAUCAACUUCAUGGUGAUGUCAUUACUAUUGCUGAAGCACAAAGUUCAUGUUCACCAGUAGCUGUAGAUGCAAAUAAUAAGAUUUAUUAUCCUUGUGGCCUUAUUGCUAAUUCCAUGUUUAAUGAUACAUUUACAGUUUAUUUUGUGAAUCCACCUGGAAGUACAGAGAGUAGAAACAUGCAAUUUAGUGAGACAGAAAAGAUUAGCAGAUACAAAAUGAAUCCUGCAGAUAUCGUUCCUCCUCCUAAUUGGAUUAAAAGAUAUCCGAAUGGGUAUUCAGCUGACAAUAUCUUUCAUCCUCAAGACGAUGAACAUUUUCAAGUCUGGAUGAGAACGAGUUGGUAUCCCAAUUUCAGAAAACUUUAUUCUGCCCUAAGAGAAGGAACGCUUGAAGCAGGAACUUAUGAAGUAAAUGUGACAUUAAAUUAUGAUAUUACUGUUUAUGGCGGUACCAAGUCUAUUGUUCUUACUGGUACUUCAUUCCUCGGUGAUAGAAACCCUUUUAUGGGAUUAUCAUGGAUUGUUAUGGGAUGUGUAUGCACCUUUUUAGGUGUUGUAUUUUUAGGAUGGCAUUUCUUUAAACCAAGAAAACUUGGAGAUCAUGAUCGUCUCUCAUGGCAGCAUUCUAGUAGUGGAUUAUAAUACAUAUAUAUAUAUAUAGAUAUAUUGAUAUAUAGAUAUAUAUACAUAUACAUAUAUGAGAGGGGAAAAGGAAGGGUAUAUUCAUACUGGUUAUCUAACUAUAUAUAUAUAUAUAUAUAUACACGUAUAUAAAAGUCUAUCAGCUCUUAGUAAAUUCGGG